Molecule: messenger RNA, 738 nt
Organism: Microstroma glucosiphilum
Lineage: Eukaryota; Fungi; Basidiomycota; Exobasidiomycetes; Microstromatales; Microstromataceae
Product: Pam17-domain-containing protein
Exons: 5
Coding region: 1-738 (245 amino acids)
Biological process (GO): protein import into mitochondrial matrix
Cellular component (GO): PAM complex, Tim23 associated import motor
Source: RefSeq, a predicted model, not a curated record
AUGACAACGCUGCGAACAAGGAGUCUCACAGCUGGGCUCACCAACAGCAGACCCGCCCUCGCCGCCUCUCAGGCCAAGUGGACCACCACGACUUACACACCUUCCGCUCCGCUCGCAGCACGUAAUAUCGCUAGCUCCUCCAAGCUCUCAUCGCCUGCACCCCCUCCUGCCUCUCCUUCUCCUUCUUCAUCCUCUCCUACCUCUCCCACUUCCCCUCAGGUGACACUCACCUGGGAUCAAUACCUGCGGCUGAGAAAGUCUCGCAGAUUGGCAGGACUGGCCACCAGUGUGCCCUCGACGCUCCUCGCCGCCGCUGCUUCUGGGUCGUACUUUUUGGGACAAGAGAUCGACCCCGCCCAGCAAAUCGGAGGAAUUGAGCCACUCUACGUCUACGGAGCACUGACCAUCGCCUCCACCGGUCUUGGUUACCUCAUCGGUCCCUCCCUCGGCUCAAGCAUCUGGUCCCUCUUCCACCGAAGUAAACUUCCCCAAAUCAAUCAAAAAGAUGCAGACUUCUACGAACACAUCAAGCGGAACCGUGUAGAUCCUAGUCGGACCAAUAUGCAGAAUCCCAUUCCCGACUUCUAUGGAGAGAAGAUUUCAAGUCUAAAGGAGUACCGUCGCUGGCUGCGAGACUGUUCAGUCUACCGGCGUAAAGCUGCCCAUGGCCUCAAGGAAGAAGAAGAAGCAGCAGCAGAGAAAGGAACGAAGAGCACAGAAACCAAGAAGAAGAAGUAG